AUGAGACUGGAAUUGAACUCGUCAGGAAAUGAGCUUCUACAGGCCAUCGAAAAUGCACCAAGGAUUGUGACCGACCAGGAAGAAGCUACUGCAGCUCUCUCCCAGUCUCUAGUUGCGAAAAAGGUUUCAAAAUCUAAGGCCCACGAUAGGUGCUAUGACGAAGUUAUGGCUUUGGAGCAUGCCAAACAGAUUGAGGUGAACGUACCUUCUGUCUAUCGAAUCGUCAAGGGUAACGAUCGUUUGUACUAUAUCAUCAUGGAACGAAUCCAAGGCAAGACAUUGGAGCAACUAUGGUCGAGUAUCGGGUGGUUCGAAACACUACUUUACUCAUGGCAGCUCCGGAAAAUUGUGAAACUUAUGCGACAAAGCGUUUCUGUGCGUGGCGGAGGAUUAGCAUCUGGUCGAUAUUUCUCUUCUCACCUAGAAGGAAUAAAUCGUCUUGUUCGACACAUCUCUCCUACUCACCUCGCCAAGUAUCUAAAUUGGUGGCUCUUCAACUGUCGCCCGACCACCCUCACUCCUCGUCCUGGCCUCUUUUUACGACCAUUAGAACACCAUGUGUUCACGCAUCAAGACCUCGCGCCCAGGAAUAUCAUAGUAGAUCCACAGGACCGACUCUGGAUAGUGGGCUGGGGAUACGCAGGCUAUUUUCCCAUAUAUGUCGAGUAUACAGCAAUGCAACACCAUGCUAUGGAUAGGGUCGAUAACCCAUCCUUCAAGGCACGACUCGCCCGAUGGCGAUGGUACUUCUUGAGAUGGAUCGUCGCAGGUUCCUAUCCUAGAGAGGCUCGCGCCCUGUUCGAAAUAUCUCGACGUUCUACCCAGUUCAAAGCGGGAAGUAAUCCUCCAUAUAGGGAUCGGAAACUAGGGGGGUCUGUAGUCCCCGUUGACUCGAGAUGGGAGUUUGGGUUGCAGGACUAG
Messenger RNA from Acaulospora colombiana, 921 nucleotides. The record is from the annotation of a GenBank genome assembly. NCBI's taxonomy places the organism in Eukaryota, Fungi, Glomeromycota, Glomeromycetes, Diversisporales, Acaulosporaceae.